Molecule: messenger RNA, 3121 nt
Organism: Cariama cristata (Red-legged seriema)
Lineage: Eukaryota; Metazoa; Chordata; Aves; Cariamiformes; Cariamidae
Gene: OVCH1
Product: ovochymase 1
Biological process (GO): proteolysis
Molecular function (GO): serine-type endopeptidase activity
Source: RefSeq, a predicted model, not a curated record
AUGGCGUAUGUUUAUCCACUCAUCUGUAUUAGGCAGUACCUGAGAUCAUUCCUCCUGUGUGAUCUUUACUGUGAUGAUCAUGUUCUGGAGCUGACCCAGGGGAGCAGCACACCCCUUCCUCCUCCACCCAGUGUGGGGUCCGACAGGCCUGUCAAUGUGUGCAUCACUCUGCUGGGCCUGAAGUGUGGAGUUCAUCCCAUCAGCCUGAAGAGCCCAGAGGAUGCUCUGUUGCUGGGAUUCUUCUCUCAAGUCCUUGGUGGGAGACAGUCGGUGCCUGGAGGGCAGCCCUGGCAGGUGUCCCUCAAACUGGGCCAUUUCCAUUUCUGUGGUGACAGUAUGGUCCAAGAAGAUGUGGUUAUUACCACUGUUCAUUGUGUAGUAGACCUGGAGCAGGAGGAUCCCAGACUGCAGGGAACAAGGACUGAGCUUGAUGUUUCAAGACCAAAAAUGGCACAGGGGUUCUGUGAGUCCCAAGGCGAAAGGAAACUCCUGAAGAGCCCAGUGGUGACAGUGGGGGAGUGUCACCUCCCGCGGGCGGACAGGCAGGAGCAGAGCAUCCCUGUCUCGGUAAUCACCCGCCCCAUGUUCAACUGGCUACACUACGUGGAUUGCGACGUGGCCCUGUUGCACCUGCAGCACCCAGCCCAGUGCAGGCAUGAAAUUCAGUCCAUCUGCCUUCCCCAUAGGGAUGAAGACUUCCAGGCCGGGACACUGUGUGUGGGUGGGGGUGAAGGAGCGAGGUGUCUGAGGAUGCUGGAUGUGGCCUGGUUGCUGGCUCCCGUCCUGCAGUCGGUGGAGCUGCCCCUCCCAGACUGCAGCGAGCUGCUGAGGGCCAUGAACCUGCUGACCGUGCGGGGGUCCGUCCUGUGUGCUUGCUUUCCCAACACCGGGAGGGAUGCGUGCAAGGGUGACUCUGGAGGUCCCCUUGUGCGUCCGGCAGGCACCUGGACUUUGCCCGGUGUGGUGUCCUGGAUGGCUCAUGCCAAGGGGGAAGAUGAUAAAGCUUACCAGGUGGAUCUGGUGACACCAGUUUUCAGCUUCUGGUGUGUGCUUGCAAGAAAGCAGUCACUGGAGAAUCCCAGCCCGAGCCUGUGCACCUGGAAUAUAACAGUGCCAGAGGAGAAAAUAAUCCUGCCACACUUCACCAAAUUAGAUGUAGAGUACUGUGUUGGAUGUGACCGUGACUGUGUGUCCCUCUAUUUGAACAGAAGAGAGCUGAUCGCCCACCUUUACACCAGCUCCUUGUCUCCCUCGGGUAAAUCCUGCCGGGAUGUCUUCCCAGCCCCUCUGCUGACAGAGUCGCACCAGGCCACAGUUACGUUUGUUGAUGGGAGUGAUGCUGGCUGUGGCUUUGAGCUCACCUUCACGGCCAUCCAUAAGGACUCUGAAACAGGCUCGGGCUGUGGGAGCAUUGCAAUGCUAGUGCAAGAGGGGUAUCCCGGGAACACGAAGUGCCACUGGCUCAUUGAGGGUCCAGCAGAGUAUGUCGUAAAGCGGGUGUUUGAAGACUUUGCUGUGGAACUUAGCCUGGGCUGCAUUUAUGGUUCAGUUACUGUUUAUGGCCUGUAUGUCAACCAAAAGACAGAGGAGAGUGAGGGGCUGGUGCUCUUUACACCAAACGAGCUGGAGCAGGCAAGAAGAAAAGAUUCAGGAUUAACUACCACAUCAAUGUUGCCUCUGAAGGAUGUCCCCUUAGACACCUGUGACCUUCCCCCAGUUACUCCCCAGUGGCUGUUCAAGCGUGUUAGUGGGGCUGAGGAGGCCUGUCCUUGCUGUUGGCCAUGGCACGCUGCCCUGAAGCUCCUUGGAGACUCCCAGUGCAAUGGGGCUGUCAUCAGCCCUAUGUGGCUGUUGACAGCCAUCCACUGUGUGCAGCUAUCCAAUAAACCCUUGCACUGGACUGUGACAGUAGGACACCAUGAUAGAGCCCUAAGAGAAUCAACAGAACAGAUGAGACAGGUGAAGACCAUUGUAGUGCAUCCCCACUUUGACAUGCUGAGCUAUGACUCUGACUUUGCCCUGAUGCAGUUAGUUGUCCCUCUGGAGUGCCAGGCUGCUGCGAGGCCAGUGUAUCUGCCCCACAGCAGAGAGACGUUAUCCUCCUGUUCCCGCUGCACUGUGUCUGGAUGGGGGAUCAUCGAAGAAGGUGGGUCUUCUGAUUUUGCAAGUUUGCCCAUUAUGAGCAGAACUUACAUUUCCAUCUUGUGGUUGCAGCAGACAUGAGUGCCUGUACUUGAGAAUGAAAUUGAGAGAAAUUACUACUUCAGUUACCCUGGAGGGAUCACAGCCAGGAUGCUUUGUGCUGGCUUUGUUCCUAGCACUGUUCAAGAACUAACUAAUCUUUCUGAAAUCAUGAAGCAAGCAGAACCUUCUGGUUCCUACGGUGGUUCUGGUGGCCCCUUGGUUUGCAACAAGGAAAAUGGACUGUUUGCUCUUUACAGCAUUGUCAGCUGGGUUGUUGGCUGUGCCAGCCCAAAGAAACCAGGGGUCUAUUCAAGGGUGAGAUUUUUCCUGGACUGGAUAAGACUGUGGAUGAAAGGGUACGUGAGAAGCACAGAGUGCUCUUGGAUACUCAGACUAUCUAUGAAGGGCAUGGCAAAGAUUAUAGUAAAGCAUUUGUCAAUAACAUCAUCACUGAACUGCCAAGAGGAGUUUCUUGGGAUUUAUAAAGAGAGCCAGAGAGGAAGAAGAGUGUUAGGACAAAAACCUGGCAACGCCCUCAAAAAUCCCAAGGAGGUGAGCUCAGAGUUUUCACGAUGCAUGGAUGUCAUCCUUACAGAUUGGGAAGGAAUGAUCCAGUCACCAGGAUAUCCCAUGAGAUAUGCAAAUACCACCAGCUCCCACUGGAGAAUUGUAGCCCCAUUAAAGUCCAUUAUUCGGUCUGAAGUCCUGGACUUCUGGACUGAAAGAAAUCUGUCUAAUUGUCAUGGCCAACUGAUGGUGUAUGAAGGAUUUGGACUAACCAAAGAGUUAAUAGGCAGCUUCUGUGGUGACACUUCCCUCUAUCCCAUAAAAUCUCAAGGUUCAGUGGUGACAGUGACCUUCUCUUCCAGGGCUGAGUGGGCUGAGCCAGCCAUGAAAGGCUUUCUCUUGGCUUACUCUACUCAGGAAACACCAUCUG